AUGUUAAUAGACCCACUGAAUACGUUGCAACAACGAUUAAAGGAGCUGGAAGUUGAAAAUGCCAUUGUCAACUCCAAAUUGUCGAAAAUCCAAUUGGAGGAACACGUGCUGCAGCAGAAGCACACUUAUCUGAAGGAGCAGAAUGUGAAGCUCAAAAAGGCUUUGGAUAAAGCACUUUUCGAACUACGCUCCGAAGUUUCAGAGGCUAUUUCGGCCGAACUUACCGGUGACAAGCACGGUGACGGUUUAAUUAAAGAAGAUAAACGAGAGGGGUGUCCUCAAAGGAGGCAGACCAUUUGCUUGCCAGUUGCUACAAACACCUCAGUAACCAUCAAUUCGUUAGGGCUGAACAUCUUACAAAAUGAGACAAUCAUUGAAAAAGUUAAAAAGAAAAUAGAUUUCAGUGAAGUAUUGAGCUGCAAGGAUGAUCAAAUUAAAUUAAUGGGCAUGUUGGGGAAGAUGUUUCAAGUUAUUGACACAAUUCAAAACGACAUAACUCUUCUAGAUACCUCUAAAUCUAAUAAUCUAAAUGAAGGGGAAAUGCAGAUUGUACAAUCGAAUUUUUUAAAAAAAGACCGAAGCUGUUUGAACGAAAAUGUUAUCCUUGCUGAAUAUUUGAGGAAAAUGAACGAGAUGAUUUUGAGGAGUGAAGCACAUAAGCGCUACUUGCAGGACGAAGUGAAUUUGUGUAGACAACAAAUGAGAAAAUCUAUUAAAAACUUUGGAAUUUUGGAAGAAAGUAACAAAAGUUAUUUGGCUACUAUAACUUCGUUGGAAAAGGAAAACCUUGAAUUGAGGAAAACCAUUGUUACGCUCAAGAAUGAUAAUAAUGUUUUAAAAAAGUCGACUGAAUUUAAGGUGCUUUCUAAACUACAACAAGAUCGUUUAAAUUUGAAAAAAACUGUAGCUAAUCAAGAAAGAGGACUUGCACGCAUGAAAUCAGUGAUUAGUAAGUCUCAGUCGUAUAUUUCUGAGUUGAAAUCUCAAAAAGGGGAGAACAUGAAGUUGUUAAUCAAAUGCUCAGACUACAACAAACAAUUAAAGGACUUCAAUUUCCACUACAACAUCGUUCUCCAAAAUUACAUGAAAUAUAGCAAGGCAAUACAAAAAACGAAGAGGAAGUUACUAUCACUGGAGGAUCAGAACAACAAUCUAAAGAAAGAACUCAAAAACGCCCUUGAACAAUUGCUAAAAGAAGACAAUGAAAUACUACAAAUGCAAAUAAGUGGAAACUCCAAAAACGACGACUUGAUUAACGAAAUUCUCCGAGAGGUCGACUUGUUCAAAAAGAAGAACGAAGAACUGACAAGCAAGCUGGAAAAAACCAAACAAAUCAUUGAACCCCACACCACUUUUAGGAAAUGCUCUGAAGUAUAUAAAACCAAACUGUCGAACCUUCAAACAAGAUACUACCAAUUUUUAUUUACUAUCAAAAACACAGUGAAAUUUGUAAAUGUGGGGCAAAAUCAAGAAUUAAUCCGACUCGUCCUAAAGAUACAAAAAAUCCUGGACAUCUUUUGCAGAUACAGCAACUUCCAGGACGUGAAAAAGAUCAGAAGUCAACCAAAUCUGAUCAUUAUUUAA
Aethina tumida (small hive beetle) is the source of this 1584-nucleotide messenger RNA. RefSeq lists its product as uncharacterized. Lineage: Eukaryota; Metazoa; Arthropoda; Insecta; Coleoptera; Nitidulidae. The coding region runs from base 1 to 1584 and encodes 527 amino acids. The record is from RefSeq and is a predicted model, not a curated record. The transcript is spliced from 2 exons.